CUUGCUGACACUCGCGACCAUGUUCUCCUUACCUUUGAUGCCGGCGAGGAGGAAAAGCAAUGAUGUCAAACCGGUCGACACAACUUUUACGUUUGGACAACGAGGGAACCACUUCUUCCAGUGUGCUUCGCGAUGCGAUUAUACUCGUCUCCCCGCCAAACUUGCCUCACUCCUGACCUCAGCACAGCUCCAAAAAGUGCACCACGUGACAUUAGGUUACGAGCAAAGUUUCCUACUCACAUGGCGGGACGCAAGAGGAUACGAUCAUAUCGAUUUUCAAGAUCUCCCCCAAGAGCUAACAUCAUUCCUGCUGGCUACAAGCCCACAAAAUACUCUCCUCCGCUCCAUCCCAAAUAUACGCCUCACCAUCGGUCCCUAUAAUAGCUCCUUCUUUGUCACUGAUAACUCCGCAUAUCUGUGGAUGAACCUCCCUGUCCCUCUCUUAACUGCAAUGCAACAUCGCAUCAGAAACGGGACCUGGAUCGAUAAACCGCGUCUCGUCUGUCUCGGCGCUGACGAAAACUUUCUUCUACUCACCGAGAAGCAUGCUGCAGUUUGGGACCUCUCGAAUUACGUUAUCUUAGGGAAGAUGUUGGAAUUCUCGCGCAGUCAAGAAAGGGGCAUCGAGGAAAUUAAGAAUGUGGGAAUGCAUGCCUAUCGGUAUCAGUGUUUUGUAGCCGAAAGCUGGGGUGGGACCUUGCUGUACGAGAAUCUGCCGCCGCAUGAGAUUGGUGGGGUGGAGAGUAUACGGGCGGUGCUCACGAAGGGGGUUCUAGAGAGAAGAGAAAGAGCAGAGGAGGCGGAAAGAGCGAGAGAUGAAGAAAGGAGAAGAGAAGCUCGAAUGAGAGCGGAGGAAAAUGAUCGGAGGAAGGAGGAGAUGCAGAAACGAAAGAUGGACCGUCCAAAGAAGUCAGAGUUGAAACAGCAGGCGAGUAUGUCGAGGGAUUGGGGUGAGAGAAAGCAGGAGUUUACUGCAAAGAGCAAGGGCAAAGGCAUCAGAUUGAGCCUCAGUAUCAAGAUAUCAACAAAAGGCGUUGCUGGAGGGUUCGGACUGCUUUGA
This is a messenger RNA of Periconia digitata, 1060 nucleotides long. Lineage: Eukaryota; Fungi; Ascomycota; Dothideomycetes; Pleosporales; Periconiaceae. The record is from the annotation of a GenBank genome assembly.